Juglans regia (Persian walnut) is the source of this 372-nucleotide messenger RNA. RefSeq lists its product as uncharacterized. The transcript has a single exon. Gene Ontology annotation, molecular function: nucleic acid binding; RNA-DNA hybrid ribonuclease activity. Lineage: Eukaryota; Viridiplantae; Streptophyta; Magnoliopsida; Fagales; Juglandaceae. The coding region runs from base 1 to 372 and encodes 123 amino acids. The record is from RefSeq and is a predicted model, not a curated record.
AUGGUAGUUAGUAAAAAAGAAGAGGCUGUCAUGGAGCCUCUAGAGAUUGAACUUUUAGCAUUACUGAGAGGUCUACAAUUCAGCAUUCCCCUUGGAUUCCAGUCUUUGUGCAUAGAAAUCGACUCUUUGCUGCUGGUCAAAGAAAUAUCAAGCCCUCUACCUUCAAAUGCCAGUUAUGGUAAUGUCAUAACUGAUAUCCAAGAGUUCAAGUGUAGAUUUCUAAGCUGUUCCAUUGAUCAUAUCAAUAGAGAAGCAAAUCAGGCUACUCACAAGCUAGCUAUAUUUUUCAGAAAUGUCUCAAACACUACUAUAUGGUGGGAGUCUGUUCCCAACUAUGUUCAACCAGUCCUUUGGACUGAUUUUCAUCUAUAA